GAGCCUCUGUCCUUACAGUCCUGUCUACUCUCAGUCCAGGACUUCUGCUCUGUAGACACAUAGUAGGUUCUGGUCUUGAAGCCGACCUAUCCUUCACAUGAACCCUCCAUCCGACAAAGCUUUGUCUCAAGCUCCUGCUUGUCUUUAAGUAGCUGGUCUCUCUCUUUGACGCAGCUAUUCCCGUCUGCCUUUAGCUGCUCUAUCUCAGCAGCCUUCACGUUGGUCAGGUUGUUUAAUUCUGCCUUCAGCUGGUCAAUUUGAGCAGAUGUCAUGUUGGUCAGGUUGCUGAUGUGUGCCUUUAAAUUGUCCUCCUUGGUGGAGCUCAUGUAAUGUAGGAAGUAAUCGUAGGAAGAUACUCAAGCACAUGACCGUGAAGCCCACAGCAAGAAGCAGGUCCACGCCCCGUGACGGCCUUGUUGCUGCCUAUCUCCUCUUGGUGUUUGGCCCUGGACACAGAGUGGGUCAACAUUUAUGUAUGUGUCCUCUGCCAUCUUCAGAUACACCACUUUUCAGAGGCAGGUAGCCCAGUGAUGGAGACUGCUGUGGGCUUCAUCCUGGGUGCGAUCGCUGGCUGUGCCCUGGGAGCCACGGAGGGACCCAUGAACCAGGCGAUGGCGGAGCUGACUUCUGGGCCACACCUGAAGGUGGUGACGGAGGCCGUGGGAGACGUGGGGCCCCUGGGUGUCGGGACGCUCCUCGGGGCCACAGCCCUCUCCGCCGCCGUGGUGUCAGCCGUGACGGGAGUGACGAUGGCGUCCCUGGUGACUCUGAUGCUACUCAGAGUGAGGGGACGCAGAGACGGGUCCCUGGGAGUCAGGGUGCUCGCGUGGGUAACCUCCGGGCUCGCCUCUGCUGUCGGGGCGACGGCCAGCGGAGCGACACUCGGGGUCGGGAUUGAGAUGCUCGCACAGGCCUCCGUGACGGCUGGACUGCUGGGGGGACUGGUGGCGUUAGCCCUGCUGACACCAUUCCUGCGUGCUACCCUCUUGCGGCUCGGGGAAGGGGAGCGGCUCUGCUGCGGGCUUCUGGAUCCCAGCGAGGAGGACAGGGAGAGGGAGCGGAGGCGGCAGGAGGCGGCAGUGGUUGAGCAGAGGCAGAGGGUCACCGUGGAGAUGGAGCAGAGGAUAACGAUGCUGAAGGAGGACGGCGCCGGAGACGGGGACGCCGCGCAGCAGCAUCGGGCCGUCUGGGAGACGCAGUGGCGGGAGAGGAAGGAGGCCGAGAGGGAGGAGAGGGAGCGGACGGUGCUGGAGACGGAACAAAGGAGAGUCUCUGAGCGCGUCACCAAGGCGAUGGCCCAGUACGCGGACCUGCUGGCGUUCUCGGGCAUCCCGAUGACGGUGACGGCGACCGUGACAACGGGCCUCGGGCUGUUCGGGUACGGGGACUACCGCUUUGUCUUCGUGGUUCUGCUCGCGCUGGUCCUCGUCAUGACCUUUGCCCUCAUGAGGUCGGCGAACCUGAGCUUCUGGAAGUUCGCCGGCUGCAUGGGCCUGUUCGCCACCUUCGCCAUCGCCGUGCUGACUGUGCACGCCGGACAGGAAGUGGCCGGGGCCUCGGCCAGGCUGAAAGCGGCGGGGAGAACGGUGCCGCCCCGCGAGAGCAUCGCCACCGCCAUGAGGCAGCGCUCGUCCCUGGAGGCCGUCGCCGCGGGCUUCUUCGUGGCCAAGCUCUGCCAGGUGGGCCUCGGGGCCUCCGUAGGAGGACCUCUGGGAAGGCAGGUGGACGGGAAGAUCGUGGUGGGGGCCGCAGGGGCUGUGGCGGCUAUCAUUGGUCUGGUACGAGUCUCGGCCGGGUUUCUGGGAGCAGGGGGCACGGCGGGGGCACUGCUCGGGGCAGUCGGGGCAUCUGGGGUGUCUCUGGGGUCAGCGGCGGCCAUCGCUGUAGGCUGGUCCACGUGGGCGGGGACUGUCGGCACAACAGUGGGAAUGGUAACUGGGGCAUUAGCCACUGGGAAAUGGGACGUUCCCAACUUAAUUCAAGUGCCUGUUGCGUAUAUGUUUGCUAUGACCAACCCCUACUGAAAAAGCUACAGUACGGCCUAUUUAUUACUUCAGUCAGAUAUAAAAACAUAAUCUAACUUACAGUAAAUAAUUGCAUCCUCAGAGAUGCCUGAAUCACUGCUGACUGCCAGUAAAUAUAUUUUACUUUAUAAAUUUUAUAUUUGUUUUCCAACAAAUGUAAACAUAGUUUUAUAAGGAUAUGUGAAAGUGUAAAAUGCAAAGACAAUGCUGUUUGACACACAACAUUGAUAUCUUAUGAUAAAGAACCAGACAGUUUUUGCUAUUUGAAUAUAUGUAUUUCUAAAUAUUUAAAGUUCCAUUAAAAUUUUAAAAU
Alosa alosa (allis shad) is the source of this 2337-nucleotide messenger RNA. RefSeq lists its product as uncharacterized. The coding region runs from base 531 to 2024 and encodes 497 amino acids. The transcript is spliced from 2 exons. The record is from RefSeq and is a predicted model, not a curated record. Lineage: Eukaryota; Metazoa; Chordata; Actinopteri; Clupeiformes; Clupeidae.